CGUAGUUAAAUGUUCAUUUAAUAGAGCUGGAGUGAAAAAAAAUACUGUUUCAACUGGAAAUGCUAGAAGAUUGUUGUUCUUGUGUUACUCAUUCAUGCAAAUUGGAGAAGGUAUAAUUGAAACAAGGUUGGCAGUGUGCGAGGCAGUGUGCUUGCUGCAGCUGAGCUCAGCUGAAAGGUCGCUGGAAAUCAAGUGCUUUGUAACUGAAGGCAUUUUGACUACAAGCAAUUCAAGACAUUUUGGAAGCGUCAGUCUCAGGAAUGGGUCGUCUUUUUCUUUCCGUGAUAUCUGGUAUCUAAUGUUUUACUUAGGACGAAGCCUACUACUUGAGAGCCCUUUCAGGCACCACAAAUGAUUUUUUCUUUCGACGCAGUGCAGCUGCUUCUAGCCUGUCUACCGACAGAGAUCUUUGUUAUGACUUUCAGCCCUUAACAUGUUUGGAAAUGAGAACAAAUGGCACAAAGCUUACGAUUGCACUUUGCAGGCAGAAGAAGCAAUACUUUUCCUUUGUCAGAAACCUCCGGAGAUGAUCUGGAUAGCGAUGCUCACACGGGCUUCAAACGACCCACGCGGAUUUCCACGUCCAACGUCGUUCAAAUGAAGCUGACUCCCAGACAGACUGCACUGGCUCCGUUCAUAAAGGAAAACGUGAAGUCUCAGGAGAGAUCAUCUGCUCCUUCACCUGAAAAUGUUAAUAAAAAGAGCAGCUGCCUCCAGAUCUCACUGCAGCCAACCAGGUACGGGAGCUGUCUUCAGUCCAGCAGUGCCGUGGCCGAUGGGGAGGAUGCUCCGUUUGCCUGUGUCUUGAGGGACGGCGUUUCCAGCAGCGCUGUGGCUGAGAAUGAACUGAAUGCUGUGAAUGAUGAUAGCUUUUUGAGCAGUCCUGCCAUUUGCCGCGGUAGCCUGAGUAACUUUUCGACCAGUGAACAUGGGUCUUACAACAGCAACGGCAGUGAUUACGGGUCAUGCACCAGCAUCACAAGCGGAGGCUCCUACACCAACAGUCUCGUCAGCGACAGCAGUGGGUACACUUUCCCGCCAACGGAUGAGACGUCUUUUGGUGGAAAUUCAUCUUCGGACAACACCUCCAGUAGAAGUGUGCCCCACAGGAAUAUCACUCCGUGUGAAAUUUUCUCCAGAAGUACAAGCACCGUUCCUUUUGUCGAGGAUGACUUGGAGCAUGGGCUCGAGAUUAUGACAUUGUCAGUGGGCAAAGACUCGAAAAUUCCACUAAAACGUUGUUCAUCCUUAGUCAUUUUUCCUCGGAGUCUUUCAAGUACGCCGCCAACGUCUCCAACAAGUACGGGUACCCAUCCAAGCAAAGGAUCCUAUCAAACCUCACACCAGUUUAUUAUUUCUCCCGGUGAAAUUGCUCACAGUGAAGAUGGCACUGGUGCUAAGGGAUUUCUCUCCACAGCCGUCAAUGGGCUUCGGCUAUCGAAAACCACCUGUCCUCCCGGAGAAGUAAGAGACAUACGACCGCUUCACGGGAAGGGCUCGUCACAAAAGAAAAUGGUUAUUGCAAAUAAUAGUCCAAAUCAGACUGUCUUUGAAAAACCAUCGGAAGGAUAUUCGUGUGUCUCAGUGCAUUUCACCCAACAGAAAGCAGCCACGUUAGAUUGUGAAGCUGCGAAUGGUGAUUGUAACCCGGAGAUGUCAGAAACCAAGUUUAAUUCUGACCCAGACUAUAUGAAGCUUACGGGUAGGACAUCUGCGUGUUUACCAUCCUUCCCAAAUGUAGAUUACCAAAGAAAUAGCAAUGGGCAGUUGGAAAGACCAAAUUUACAGAUAAACAAAAACCAUGCUAUUCUACAAAGAAGUAUUUCAUUAGGAGGAACUUACCCAAAUGUUUCCUGUUUAUCCAGCCUUAAGCACAGUUGUUCUAAAGGGGGACCAUCUCAAUUACUCAUAAAGUUUGCAUCUGGAAAUGAAGGUAAAGUUGAUAAUUUACCAAGUGACAGCAGCAGACGUUUCACAAAUGAACUAUCUAAAUCUUCGAAGCAUUCUUGUAAGCCUGGCUGGGUUGUUUUGGACCAACCAGAUGCUGCUUGCCAUUUGCAGCAGCAACAAGAACCUUCUCCUCUACCUCCAGGCUGGGAAGAGAGACAGGAUAUUCUUGGAAGGACCUACUACGUAAACCAUGAAUCUAGAAGAACGCAGUGGAAAAGACCAACCCCUCAGGACAACCUAACAGAUGCUGAGAAUGGUAACAUUCAACUGCAAGCACAACGUGCAUUUACCACCAGGCGGCAGAUAUCUGAGGAAACAGAAAGUGUUGACAACCGGGAGUCAUCCGAGAAUUGGGAAAUUAUAAGAGAAGAUGAAGCCAUCUUGUAUAGCGAUCGGGCCUUCUCAUCACCUCCACCAUCAAGCAGCUCGGAUGUUCAGACGCACCUUGCGGAAGAGUUGAAUGCCUUACUUACUGUUAGUGGAAAUUCAGCCACUGGCCAGCCAGUGUCCAGCUCAAAUCAUUCCAGCAGAAGAGGCAGCUUACAAGCCUACACUUUUGAGGAACAGCCUGCACUUCCUGUGCUUUUGCCUACUUCAUCUGGAUUACCACCAGGUUGGGAAGAAAAACAAGAUGAAAGAGGACGAUCUUAUUAUGUAGAUCACAAUUCCAGAACCACUACGUGGACAAAGCCCACUGUACAGGCCACAGUGGAGACCAGUCCGCUGCCAGCGAGCCAGAGUUUUUCUGCGAGCCCUCAACCACAGCUCCCCACAAGUGAUUCGGCACAGCAGGUGACUCAGCCAGCUGAAAUGGAGCAAGGGUUCCUUCCCAAAGGCUGGGAAGUCCGACAUGCACCAAACGGGAGGCCUUUCUUUAUUGACCACAACACCAAAACCACCACCUGGGAAGAUCCAAGACUGAAAAUUCCAGCUCAUCUGAGAGGAAAGACAUCACUAGAUUCUUCCAAUGACCUCGGACCUUUACCUCCAGGAUGGGAAGAAAGAACCCACACAGAUGGAAGAAUCUUCUACAUAAAUCACAAUAUAAAAAGAACACAAUGGGAAGAUCCUCGGUUGCAGAAUGUAGCAAUAACCGGACCAGCAGUGCCCUACUCCAGGGAUUACAAAAGAAAGUAUGAGUUCUUCCGAAGAAAGUUGAAGAAGCAGAAUGACAUUCCAAACAAGUUAGAAAUGAAACUUCGCCGAGCAACUGUCCUCGAGGACUCUUACCGGAGGAUUAUGGGCGUUAAGAGAGCGGACUUCCUCAAGGCUCGACUCUGGAUUGAGUUUGAUGGCGAAAAAGGAUUAGAUUACGGAGGAGUCGCCAGAGAGUGGUUCUUCCUGAUCUCGAAGGAAAUGUUUAACCCUUAUUAUGGGUUGUUUGAAUAUUCUGCUACGGAUAAUUAUACCCUGCAGAUAAAUCCAAAUUCUGGAUUGUGUAAUGAAGAUCACCUCUCCUACUUCAAGUUUAUUGGCCGGGUAGCUGGAAUGGCAGUUUAUCAUGGCAAACUGUUGGAUGGUUUUUUCAUCCGCCCAUUUUACAAGAUGAUGCUACACAAACCAAUAACACUUCAUGAUAUGGAAUCAGUGGAUAGUGAAUAUUACAAUUCACUAAGAUGGAUUCUUGAAAAUGAUCCAACAGAACUGGACCUCAGGUUUGUCAUAGAUGAAGAACUUUUUGGACAGACACAUCAGCAUGAGUUGAAAGUUGGUGGAUCAGAAAUAGUUGUCACCAAUAAGAACAAAAAGGAAUAUAUUUACCUUGUAAUACAGUGGCGAUUUGUGAAUCGAAUCCAGAAGCAAAUGGCUGCUUUUAAAGAGGGAUUUUUUGAACUAAUACCACAGGAUCUCAUCAAAAUUUUCGAUGAAAAUGAGCUCGAGCUUCUUAUGUGCGGGUUGGGAGAUGUCGAUGUGAAUGACUGGAGAGAACACACCAAGUACAAAAAUGGCUACAGCGUCAACCACCAAGUCAUCCAGUGGUUUUGGAAGGCUGUUUUAAUGAUGGAUUCAGAAAAAAGAAUAAGAUUACUUCAGUUCGUCACUGGCACGUCUCGAGUGCCUAUGAAUGGAUUUGCCGAACUAUACGGCUCAAACGGACCACAGUCUUUUACAGUUGAACAGUGGGGCACCCCUGAAAAGCUGCCAAGGGCCCAUACGUGCUUUAAUCGACUGGACUUGCCACCCUAUGAAUCAUUUGAAGAAUUAUGGGAUAAACUUCAGGUGGCGAUUGAGAACACUCAGGGUUUUGAUGGAGUUGAUUAGAUUACAAGUAACAGUCUAGGGUGUUUUACUGCCACGUUUUUGUAAGCAACAUCUUGACUUAAAAUUUUCCGGGGAACUACUAAAACUUAGCCAUUGAUUCUUCCCAGAUAUUGGAGAAAAUCACAGAAAUGCUUUAGGAGAAAUAGCGUGACGACUUUACCAGUAUUUCAUCCCCUUUAAAAGAAUGUGUUGCAUUUACACAGUUGUUUCAUUCUGUCUUUAGACUUCACACUCCAGGACCUAAGUCCUUUGUGCCUGAAAUAGUGAAUGUGUCCUUAACAUUUACCUCUUUUCCAGUAUUCGCCAGGCAGUCAGUCCUUUCUUAAACUACUGAAAUGAUAACUGUGAAAUAUUUGUGAUAAGUGUCAUGUGUGAAGCGUUUGAUGCUUUUUGAGAAGGAAAACCCAAAUUUGGAAAAGGAGACUUAAAAAUUGAGUAAACCACACUAUAUUUAGUGCUGCCUACAGUUAUUUAUUGCUCUGUAGACCUACCUAAUGCACCGUAAUGCCCAGAUUUUUGGAACAACCUUGGAAAGUGUGUUACUAUAUUUUUAGUCAGCUGACUCACUGGCAAUAACAACAACAAAAAUGGUUUACUUCUUCAUUUUAGAAGUAUUUGGUUUUUGUUCAUAUGUGGUUUUGCUCAACAAAGUGGUGUAUAAGACGUGAAGCAAAUUCAGAUUUGCAGAGGGUGGAAAGUAUUAACGCCGUCCUCUUGCCUCCAUAUCCUUAUGGUUGGUUCAUCGGAGCAGUCAUCACUCUCAUGUUGUAGUUUAGUUCAAAGAAUUCCUUCUUCCCGCAGUAAGCUGAAGCUCCACAAAGCAGUAUUUCUCAGUGUGUCUCGAAGAGCUAAGUUCAAUGUAUAGUACUUGCCGUUACUAGACACUCUUUACACUUGCACAAUUAUGUAGUAACUCUAUGUUUACAGGGUUUAUUAUGUUUACACAUGAAGCUAAUUCCUGUAGUUGCCUUUUUAUAUUUUUAGUAUGUCACUUUAGUCAUAAAACCAAAUAAUUUGUUAAAAAGUAACCAAAGAAUAGCUAUAAUGCAUAAUUUGUAUUAAAUUUAUUACCACAUUUCUUAAUGCUUUUUAAAAAAAUAUACUGUUUACUUUGAAAGUGACGAUGUUUUACUAUAACUCCCAAACUCUUUAGCAAAAUGUUACAGAUAGAAUCCUACUUGAAUCAAAUUCAAGUACCUGACAACCACCUCCAUCCCACAAACGCGUAUGAAAUGUCUGCUGUGCACAUCACACUGUGCGAGGCCCUGGGUGAGAGCCGUCAGCUCCCGAGAAAUCUAGCUCAGCCCUCAUCCGCAGGAACUCACCGCAUGUGAAAGCAUUUUUACACCCUCAGCGAAGGGGUGAGCAGAACAAGGCGGAAGGGAAAGUGUCUCCAUGUGCCUGCCAAGCAGCGCACCAAGACUGUGUUUCCAUCAGAAUGAUUCUAUAGAAAACACUCUUGCGAAAAGUUAAACCUGUUUCUCAAUAUGGUAUCUUGGGGAUUUAGGAAUCAUUGUAAAUAUCAUAUAAGUGUUAUGAAUCCUCUUAAAUACAUAUAUGUACAUAUCCUCUGA
Molecule: messenger RNA, 5786 nt
Organism: Myotis davidii
Lineage: Eukaryota; Metazoa; Chordata; Mammalia; Chiroptera; Vespertilionidae
Gene: NEDD4
Product: neural precursor cell expressed, developmentally down-regulated 4, E3 ubiquitin protein ligase
Exons: 22
Coding region: 454-4212 (1252 amino acids)
Biological process (GO): receptor internalization; receptor catabolic process; neuromuscular junction development
Molecular function (GO): ubiquitin-protein transferase activity; protein binding; sodium channel inhibitor activity
Source: RefSeq, a predicted model, not a curated record